This is a messenger RNA of Mya arenaria, 680 nucleotides long. Its product is annotated as heat shock 70 kDa protein 12B-like. Bases 56 to 640 code for a protein of 194 amino acids. The transcript is spliced from 4 exons. NCBI's taxonomy places the organism in Eukaryota, Metazoa, Mollusca, Bivalvia, Myida, Myidae. The record is from RefSeq and is a predicted model, not a curated record.
UUGAUUUUGAGCAAAGAAAAAGGGUGUAUUCAAUACACAAUUAAACGGAAAAAAGAUGAGUGAAACGAGAAUAAAUGAAAUAAUUGUUGCGGCGAUAGAUUUUGGAACGACAUUUUCUGGUUACGCCUACUCUUAUAGGAAGGAGUACUUACGAGAUCCACUUCAGAUAUAUUCAAAUCGCUGGGAUGGCCAGAUUCUUCCGCAAGCCCCUACUGUGCUACUGUUCAACAGUGAAAAGACGGAAUCUUACUUCGGAUUUGAGGCGGAAGAGAAAUACGAUGGACUAAUAAAAAGAAAAGAACAUAAAGACUGGCGAUAUUUUCGGUUCAAAAUGGAUCUUCACAGAGAGAAAAAACUCACACGGAAAAUGACUAUAAAAGAUGCACAAGGGAGAAAUAUGCCUGCGGUGGAAGUUUUUGCCGCUGCCAUUAGACAUUUGAAGAAUCAUUUUAUGGAGCAGGCUAAGCUGAGGGUAAAAAUCCAGGAGAAUGAAGUUCGUUGGGUGAUCACCGUCCCUGCUAUCUGGAGUGAUGAUGCCAAAGAAUUCAUGGUUGUGGCGGCAGAAAUGGUUUGUCGUCAUACUUCGUUUAAAAUGCAACCAUAUAAUUCGUCGAUACGAGGCUUUUUCAUGGUUAUUUAAACCAUCAUAACUUGCAUAUACGCCUAAGGUCAUAAUUAAA